AUGGGGAAGGGACCUGUCCCCGUCAGGGCCACCCUUGUGCUGCUCGGGAUCGGGGCCCUCUGGGCUCCGGCCCUGUGCGUGCGGGGUCGCCCCUCGUGGCGCUACAGCUCGUCGGAGGUGGUGGUCCCUAAGAAGGAGGUACAGCGCAGCAAGAACCUGCACAUACCAGGCAAGCUCUCCUACAGCCUGCGCUUCGGGGGCCAGAGGCAUGUCAUGCACCUGUGGAGGAAGUACCUGAUGUGGCCCAGACAGGUCGCGCUGGUGACUCAGGACGACCAGGGAGCCCUGCAGAUAGAUUACCCCUACUUCCCUGAGGACUGUUACUUCCUCGGCUACCUGGAGGACGUCCCUCUGUCCAUGGUCACCGUCAAUACGUGUUCUGGGGGCCUGGAAGGCGUCAUGAUGUUGGAUGACUUUGCUUACGAAAUCUCACCUCUCAGGGAGUCAAACGGGUUUGAGCACGUCGUUUCCCACUUAGUGGCCGACCCGGACGCCAUAGGACCCACAUACAGUCGGGACCACCAGGAGGUCCCCACCCUGCCUGAAGGGAACUCUAGCAUGGAUCCUCGACCUCCGUUAUUACUGGCCGUUGUAGCUGCCAAUCAGCAAGGGAGAAUGAUUGGUUUGUACUACGACUCAAGCACCUGCAUCUGCCAGCGGAGGGCCACCUGCGUGAUGUACAGGUGGCCUGGGAUAACAGACACAUUCAGCAACUGUUCCUUUGUACACGUGCAGCAUAUCGUGAGCAACCGGGGAUUCCCUAUGUGCUAUUUCCGUGAACUGUACGAGAUUUAUAACAGAACCCACAAGGAUUUCCGCUGUGGAGACUAUGAAGUGGACCAAAAGGAGGAGCAGUGUGACUGUGGGACCUUGAAGGAGUGCUACUUCAACCAGUGCUGCGACACCAAGUGCAAGUUCACCUCGGGCAGCACCUGUGACCGAGGGCAGUGCUGCACCAACUGCACCUUCAGCGCCAGCGGGACGCUCUGCAGGACUGUCCUGAACGUGUGCGACCUGCCCGAGUUCUGCACUGGCGGGAACAACCGUUGCCCUGAGGACACGUACCUGCAGGACGGGACCCCGUGCAGUGAAGAGAGCUACUGCUUCUUUGGCAACUGCACCGACCGCUCGAUGCACUGCAAGGAGAUCUUCGGUGGAGACGCCGAGAACGCGGAGGAGGCUUGCUAUAACAUCAAUUUUGCGCGGUUCCGAUUCGGACACUGUUCCAGAGAGGCGCACAGGCUGGUGUACAAAGGUUGCGAGGGAGGUGACAAGAUGUGUGGAAGGCUGCAGUGUCGCAACGUCACUCGCCUCCCCCUGUUGCAGGACCACGUGUCCUUCCACCACUCCCUGAUCGACGGGUCCAACUGCUUCGGGCUGGACGAACACCGUGCCACGAGAUCCGUGGACGUGGGGCACGUGAGGCAGGGCACCCCGUGCAGCAGCGAUAAGAUGUGCAUGAACAGGCAGUGCAGCGCGCCGCUGACCUCGCUGGGCUACGACUGCGUCCCCGAGAGGUGCAACUUCAAAGGCGUCUGCAACAACCGGGGAAGCUGCCACUGCCACGCAGGCUGGAGGCCCCCCACCUGUGACCGGCAGGGCAACGGCGGGAGCUUGGAGAGCGGGCCGCAUCCAAGUCAGUUUCGAGAGGUGGGCCGAAACCCAGAGAUGAUAAUAUACCUGCGGCUGCUCUACGGCCGCAUCUACCUCCUCGUGGUGGCGCUGCUCUUUGCGUACGCCAUCAACCUGAAGACCAUCAAGACUGUCAAAGUGGAGGCAGAGGCAGCUUCGUGA
Messenger RNA from Sciurus carolinensis (gray squirrel), 1794 nucleotides. RefSeq names its product disintegrin and metalloproteinase domain-containing protein 21-like. Bases 1 to 1794 code for a protein of 597 amino acids. NCBI's taxonomy places the organism in Eukaryota, Metazoa, Chordata, Mammalia, Rodentia, Sciuridae. The transcript has 2 exons. Gene Ontology annotation, molecular function: metalloendopeptidase activity. Gene Ontology annotation, cellular component: sperm head plasma membrane; external side of plasma membrane; plasma membrane. The record is from RefSeq and is a predicted model, not a curated record. Gene Ontology annotation, biological process: proteolysis; male gonad development.